Molecule: messenger RNA, 1161 nt
Organism: Magallana angulata
Lineage: Eukaryota; Metazoa; Mollusca; Bivalvia; Ostreida; Ostreidae
Product: zinc finger protein 22-like
Exons: 1
Coding region: 4-477 (157 amino acids)
Biological process (GO): regulation of transcription by RNA polymerase II
Molecular function (GO): RNA polymerase II cis-regulatory region sequence-specific DNA binding; DNA-binding transcription factor activity, RNA polymerase II-specific
Source: RefSeq, a predicted model, not a curated record
CGCAUGCCCAGAGUGUGGAAAGUGUUUUGCCCAAUCCGGAAAUAUGCUCCGACAUCGGCAGACACACAGGAAAAACUGAAAUUCCACAGGAACGUGUCAUCUCCUGUCAUUGUGUCAUCUGCCGUCAAGUUUAAGCACUCCAAACACCAGUGUCCUGUGUGCGGGAAGACCUACAGAGGAAACACCAACUUGAACUAUCACAUGGCUACCCACACCGGCAUCCGGCCUCACAAAUGUUCCAUCUGCGGCAAGGCCUUUACCCAGAAGUCCACUCUGCGCACACACUUCCGGAUUCACACAGGCGAGAAACCGAAAAAGUGCCGGACCUGCACCCGUGCAUUUGCGGACUACUCCACCUGCAUGAAGCAUGAGCGGACCCACAGCGGGGAGAAGCCAUACGCAUGCCCAGAGUGUGGAAAGUGUUUUGCCCAAUCCGGAAAUAUGCUCCGACAUCGGCAGACACACAGGAAAAACUGAAAUUCCACAAAAAGUGCUUAUACAUUAUAGAAUACAUUCAAGAAAGUGCCAAUAUUUACAUUCUGAAUCCCUUGUGUUGUUUUUUAGAGAGUUUGUUAUUACUGCAUGAAAUCAGUAUUAUUCAUUUUUCAAUGUAUAUGUAUUGCAUUAUGUUUUAUGUAUUUUAACAUGUGGAAUGUUCAUGUAAAUGUAUAUAGUACAUUGUACUUGUAAUUGUGUUUGACUGUUAUGUAUUUUGUAAAAAAAAAAACCAACAAAAACGUCAUUUCAAGAUUUUCAAAUGGAUAUUUAUUUUUUCAAAAGAAAUUGAGACCUAAAUAUGUACAUUUUCAAUACCAAUGAACAUUUUAAAAGUAAAAGUUAUGAGAAAUUUAAAAAAAAAAGUCCAUUAUUAGAAUGAAACAAAAAUUCAUUUGAAUGUGACAUUUUUCCAUACAGAUCUCCCUUCUGCCAAGAAUUAUCCCCAGACCCUCUACAGGUUCACUGCACACUGAGGGGUUCUUAUACCAUUGUACUUUUGUGCAGUCAAUCUUCGAGUUAUCCGCCCUUUAAUGUAUAGUAAAAUAUUAUGCGGUCUUCCAAGUUGAUCUUUAAAAAAACUUUAAAGAACUAUUAGUGAUAAGGGCCUUUAAUGGCAUUAGAAAAUGAACAUCAUCAAUUAACAAUAUGUUAAUCUUGCUUUCU